GCUGCUCCGCAGUGCUGCCGGGGAGCCGCGCUGCGCCGAGCCGAGCCGGGACGGGUCAGGUCCCCCCGGCGAUGACCGACGCGGUGGUGGGAGGCAGCGCUGAUCGCUGGAUGUGCCCCGGCGACAGGACCAUGUCCCUCAGAGCCAGCAGCGAGAAGGAGCAGCUCCCCGCAGGAUGGGCAGCGCGGGGCGGGCAGCCCGAGCGGCAGCGCAAGGGCGAGGAGCUGACGGAUGAGGAGAAGGAGAUCAUCAACCGCGUCAUCGCCCGUGCCGAGAAGAUGGAGGAGAUGGAGCAGGAGCGCAUUGGGCGUCUGAUGACCCGGCUGGAGGACAUGCGCCGCAGCGUGCUGGGGGAUGGCGUGAACCGCUGCAUCCUCUGCGGGGAGCAGCUGGGGCCACGUGGCUCUGCCUGCGUCGUCUGCGAGGACUGCAAGAAGAACGUCUGCACCAAGUGUGGCGUUGAGACAACCAACAGCCGUCCCCACCCCAUCUGGCUGUGCAAGAUCUGCAGUGAGCAGCGGGAGGUGUGGAAGCGCUCUGGCGCUUGGUUUUUCAAGGGUUUGCCCAAGCAGAUGCUGCCCCAGCCGAUGCCUGUCAGCAAGAGCAAGGUGCCCCCGGCCCCUAGUGAGCCCAGCCCAGCUGAGCCGCCCGCCCCAGACCCGAAGCUGCCAUCCCGCACACCUGGCCGGGGCCAGGCAGAUGAACAGGACCACUGCGGCAGUGAGGGGACGGUGGCCACCCGUGUCCGCAAGCCAGCUGAGGGCAGGACGGGGCCAUGCGGCAGCGAGGACACUGAGAGCCGCGACCCCACCGCUGAGAGUGGGGUCAGCAGGAGCCCUGGCGUGAAGCGAGCCAACUCCAUGCAAACCAACUCCACACCACCCCCGCGGCCACCUGCUGCCACUGCCGGGCCAGCAGCACCUGCAGCAGCAAGACCAGGUCCCGGGGCAGCCGGCCGGAUGCUGGAAACACAAGCAAGCCCACCGCCGGGACCACCAGAACCAGCCCGUGCAGCCCCCAAGGAGGAGCGGGCCGGGGGCUACGCUGCACCUCCAGCUCGGGACGAGAGGCCGGCCCGGCCCCCUGGCGCCCCACAGCCCCCAGCCCCAUUGCGGCAGCCACCCCCAGAGGAGGAGGAAGAGGAUGCCAACAGCUACGACUCUGAUGAAGGCACCACGCUGGGAGCGCUGGAGUUCAGCUUGCUGUACGACCAGGACAACAGCGCCCUGCACUGCACGCUCAUCCGCGCCAAGGGCUUGAAACCGAUGGAUUCGAACGGCCUGGCGGAUCCCUAUGUAAAGCUGCACCUCUUGCCUGGGGCUAGCAAGUCAAAUAAGCUGAGAACAAAGACCCUACGCAACACCCGCAACCCAGUGUGGAACGAGACCCUGGUGUAUCACGGCAUCACGGAUGAGGACAUGACACGGAAAACGCUCAGGAUCUCUGUGUGCGAUGAAGACAAAUUUGGCCACAAUGAGUUUAUUGGAGAAACAAGAGUUUCCUUGAAAAAACUCAAAGCCAAUCAGAAAAAGAACUUCAACAUCUGCUUGGAGAGAGUAAUACCAAUGAAGCGGGCUGGAACGACAGGCUCAUCUCGCGGGAUGGCUCUGUAUGAGGAGGAGGUGGAUCGCGGUGGGGACGUGGAGGAGCGCGGCAAGAUCCUGGUGUCCCUCAUGUACAGCACCCAGCAGGGCGGCCUGAUCGUCGGCAUCGUGCGCUGCGUGCACCUGGCGGCCAUGGAUGCCAACGGGUACUCAGACCCCUUCGUUAAACUUUGGCUGAAACCUGACAUGGGAAAAAAGGCCAAGCAUAAGACCCAGAUUAAAAAGAAAACAUUGAAUCCUGAGUUUAAUGAGGAGUUUUUCUAUGAUAUCAAACACAGCGACCUGGCCAAGAAGUCCCUGGACAUUUCUGUCUGGGAUUACGAUAUCGGCAAAUCUAACGAUUACAUCGGCGGCUGUCAGCUCGGCAUUACGGCCAAAGGGGAGCGCUUGAAACACUGGUACGAGUGUCUGAAGAACAAGGACAAGAAGAUUGAGCGCUGGCACACUCUCCAGAAUGAGAACCACGUUGCCAGUGAUUAAAGGCAGCCGCAGCCCAGCCCUGCACCCCUCCUGUAGGUCUGUCCGUCUUCCAGUGCAGCCAUGCCUUGCUACGCGCCCUGGGCAGCACCGCUGCUCUGCCUCCUCCGAGCAUCCCCUGUGCCCCAGUCUCAACUCUGCGUGAAAACUAACCCAGAUCUUUUGUAUUCACUUCCUUUUCUUUUGGGUCAUCGAAUUAUCCCGGUGUGCAAUUUUGUCAAGCAAUAGUUACUGCGCCCAUCCCCAGCUCACCGCUCCUUCUCAGUGCAGGAUGCAUGGCCCCUGGAUCCGCUUGGAGCGCGGAUGUGGCCACAGUGGAUGGUUCUGCUUGCUGGGUGCUGAUACUGAACAAUUUGGCUUGAUGUGGGUUGUAACCAUCACUUGGUAGCCAGAGCCUGUGUCACAGAUGUCACACUGCGAGCAUGGCCUGGCCUCUUGAUUCGCUCCAGGUGGGCAAUGUCGCAGUGCGUCUUUUUGAUUUUCUGCUGGGAAGAUCCACAAGUUGUACAACACUGGUAGAGACACGCAGGGAACCACACUGUGCUUGCAGGGAAGCACAGGCUGGGGCUGGUUAGGGUGAACCAAGGGCAGCGUGGGGCUCUGCUGUGCUGUCCUGCUGUCCCAGUGCUGUUGGGCUGUCCCUCUAUUGGCUGCACCAUGCAGGAGGGAAGCCAAAGGAGAAGAAAUUUCCCACCAACUAGCUGAUGUGUUCAUGGAGUGUUGCUUUAAAAUACCACAAACACUGAAAGUAGCUGCAACAGGUAGAGGUCUUCCAACUUUUUGGUUUUUGGAUAUAUAUUUUUUUGGUAUAGUUUUCGCAAGUCUGCACAAGACCUAUUGUCUUCAAGCUGUGCUUUAACGAUUGUCUGGAGGUGUUUUCUUUGCCGUUUCUAGCAGAGAGCUGCAGUGCUCUCAGACUGAUGCCCAUCACCUCUGGUCCCAUCCUGCUUCCCCUGCUGUCUCUGGACAACCUGAAGCAUAGCAAUAUCACUGAGCAGUGCUGGGCUGUCCCGCUGCUCAACCACAACCCACGCAUGCUGUGCAAAGCCCGGCUCCAGCCCCUCUGGCUGUGCUGCUACCCCAUGCAACUUGCUGCUGUGUCCCGCUGUGCUCUAAUCCAGCUGUACCGCAGAGCUUCCUUGUCAUUGAGAUGAAUUAUUUUCCUAUUCUUGAUAUGUAUAUAUAUAUUUAAAAUAUUUUUUAUUUCCGUAACCCCCUAGCACUGGGCUGAGCGCUGUCCUGCACGUAGCAUCUUCUCCCCACUGUUGGUCCUGCUGGGCUGUGCAGAGGAGUAAGGUGGAACAGCUCAUUUUUGGGAUCAUUUCCCCACACACCCAACGUUGCUCCAUGCUGGGAGCCACAUGGGGCACUCACAGUGCUCUGCAUCACAGCCUUGGUGCAGGAUGCUGUGUGCUCCCUUCCCAGCUGUGAUGGGGAAACAUCUGAAGUUACCUUUAAAAAUGAACAAAUGAAAUCAAAUCUAAGCAAUUCCUUUAUUCUAGCCAUGCAGCAGCCCACCCUCCUUUGUGUGUGCACAGCUAUUAAACUAAGGUUGCUUUUACCGAGGUAGCUUCCUCCUGUGUCCUGUAUCAAUGUGCCCUGCUCUCCCUUCAGACAACCGAUGCUCAACUCAUCUCUUGGUACCCAUGAAAAUAAAUAAAGUGCAACUUGCUGGCCCCACUCUGGGUAUUGUGCAAACCACAGUCCUUGUCUCCAUUUGCCACCCUUCUCUGAGUUUUUCUGAUGGUAAUUUCUGCCCUGAAUGACUUUCUUUUCGUUGUAAAUAAAGCAUGCACGUAUGGAUGGGGAAUGGUACAACAAAAAAAAGAACAAAACAAAACAAAAAGCCUCUUCUACUGCUGUUUGCAUUCCAACUUGCAUGCAGUGAUUUUACAGCAAAAUAUCAGUUUACAAAUAUUAACAGAAAGAAAAUGUUAACACAGGAACUAGAAAUACUCCAGUCUUCCGCUGCAUGCAGCACAACAUCCUCUCUUGAUGUGGUAUCUAAUAAAGUGAGACUAU
Messenger RNA from Numida meleagris (helmeted guineafowl), 4103 nucleotides. It is a transcript of the gene RPH3A, whose product is annotated as rabphilin 3A. The transcript is spliced from 21 exons. Lineage: Eukaryota; Metazoa; Chordata; Aves; Galliformes; Numididae. Gene Ontology annotation, biological process: intracellular protein transport. Gene Ontology annotation, cellular component: membrane. The coding region runs from base 72 to 2084 and encodes 670 amino acids. The record is from RefSeq and is a predicted model, not a curated record. Gene Ontology annotation, molecular function: small GTPase binding.